CUCCUCCUUCCCUCCCUCUUCUUCCCCCUGGCAGCCUGAGGAGGGCAGGAGGAUGCUGGAGGUCCAACCCCAGGAGAGGAGGGCGCCUCCAGAGCCCAGCGAGCAGACGCCUCCCCCUGUAGGCGGAGGAGCAGGAACUGUGACCUUCCCGAUAGCGCCGACCCCCAGCCAGCCCGCAGAGCAGACGGUGGGCCUGGUGUACAACCAGGACACGGCACAGUGGGAGAGGGUGUACCGGCAGGCCGCUGCUGGUAGAACGGCAGAGCCACCGGAGGCCUUAAGCCAAGAAAUGCCUGUUGACCCCCCAGACGAGGACUCCCUGAGGAGGCGACUGUUGGAAUCAUCUCUGUUAUCGUUGUCUCGCUACGACAUGUCCGGAUCAAGAGACCAUCCCAUUUACCCCGAUCCGGCCAGGCUUUCUCCAGCCGCGUACUACGCCCAGAGGAUGAUCCAGUAUCUGUCGAGGCGGGACAGCAUCCGCCAGCGCUCGCUCCGCUACCAGCAGAACCGAAUGCGGGCCAUGUCGUCUUCGUCCGACAGCCCCGCCAGCAACCCGACCAGCUCCAUGGACAACAGCGACGUGGACUUUGAGGAGCUGGAUGAUAAUGGAGACAGAGCGAGACACAGGACGCCACGUAACGCCAGGAUGUCUGCACCCUCACUGGGCCGCUUCGUCCCACGGCGGUUCCUCCUCCCUGAGUACCUGCCUUAUGCUGGGAUCUUCCAUGAACGAGGGCAGCCCGGCCUGGCCACACACUCCUCUGUCAACAGAGUGCUCGCUGGUGCAUCCAUCGGGGACGGUCAGUCUGCAGUCGCCAGUAACAUCGCUAACACCACCUAUCGUCUGCAGUGGUGGGACUUCACCAAAUUUGACCUGCCUGAGAUCAGCAACGCAUCGGUUAACGUUCUGGUGCCAAACUGUAAGAUCUACAACGAUGCCAGUUGUGACAUCUCUGCAGACGGUCAGCUGCUGGCAGUCUUCAUUCCCAGCAGUCAGCGGGGUUUCCCAGAUGAGGGCAUCCUGGCCAUCUACUCCCUGGCUCCCCACAACCUGGGAGAGAUGCUCUACACCAAGAGAUUCGUGGAUCAGGACUCGGUCUCAUUACGUCCCACGUGGACCAGGUUCUGGUCUGAGGAGGAUCAGCAGCUGACGUCUGUGAGGAGACUCUCAGGCGGAGCGUCGUCCUCUAAUGAGGACGGAUGA
Messenger RNA from Morone saxatilis (striped sea-bass), 1204 nucleotides. It is a transcript of the gene ambra1b, whose product is annotated as autophagy/beclin-1 regulator 1b. The transcript is spliced from 8 exons. Gene Ontology annotation, cellular component: intracellular membrane-bounded organelle. The record is from RefSeq and is a predicted model, not a curated record. Bases 53 to 1204 code for a protein of 383 amino acids. Gene Ontology annotation, biological process: autophagy. NCBI's taxonomy places the organism in Eukaryota, Metazoa, Chordata, Actinopteri, Moronidae.